CAGUGGACCGUCGUCAGGUAGCCGUAAGUCCCCACUUCAGACGUGGAGAUGUGUCGUAAAAUAUUGAAAUUGCGGACGCCUUGCCCAGCCGUGAUUGUUUGAAAUGAAGUAAAACCCGGAUCGCUAAGAUGGGGAAAAGGCGAGCGAAAGGAAAAAACAUACAGCCGGAUGAAUCACCAGACACACUGGAACCUGUGUGCACACACCUUCGCAAAGGAUUGGAACAAGGCCACCUGAAAAAGGUGUUGCAGAAUGUGGACUGGAACUCCUGCCAGGAUUGCCGGACGUCUGACAGUGGGACACGUGAGAAAUCAGAAGAGGAAGCUGAAGAUAGACCGGCGAUAUGGUUAUGUCUAAAAUGUGGCCACAGGGGUUGUGGCAGAAACUCUGAAGAACAACAUGCUUUAAAGCACUAUGAAACACCAAGAUCAGAACCUCACGCUUUGGUUCUCAGUCUGGACAACUGGAGCGUGUGGUGCUACUUAUGUGAUAAUGAGGUCCAGUACAAUGGUUCUACUCAGUUGGGUCAACUUGUGGAUUAUGUUAGAAAGCAAGCUCGUAUGAACGUCCAGAAUGCAUCAUCUAAAGAUGAAGAAAACAAACCGUUGGCGAACAAAAAAAUAAAAGACCACAUAAAUGAGGAAGAGAGGGAGAAAAAGGAGAUCUUGAUCAAAGACGACAAAUUUCAUUUAAACGGCAAUGCUGAAGUGAUGGUGAAGGGUCUCAGUAACUUGGGCAAUACAUGUUUCUUUAAUGCUGUCUUGCAGAAUUUAUCACAGACACCAGUUCUGAGGGAACUGUUGAAGGAGGUUAAAAUGCCUGACUCAACCAUUACGAUUGAACCACCAGAAUUCUCAAUAACAGAUCCUCUGGUAGUUACGCUUGAUCAGCCGAGACCCCUUACGUUAGCAAUGUGCCAGUUUCUGACAGAAAUGCAGGAGACGAAAAAAGGAACAGUGACCCCUAAAGAACUCUUCUCUCAGGUCUGUAAAAAAGCUAUACGGUUUAAGGGCUAUCAGCAGCAGGACAGCCAGGAGUUGCUUCGUUAUUUACUGGAUGGGAUGCGAACAGAAGAAGUCCAACGGACUUGUGCUGGAAUUCUUAAGGCACUGAAUAAUUCUGUUGACAAAGAAAAUGAAGAGAUAAAAAGGACAAUCAAAGAGUAUGAAAAGAGAAAAGUAACACAAAGCUUUGUGGACCGUAUUUUUGGUGGAGAAUUAACAAGCACGAUCAUGUGCGAAGAGUGCCAAACUGUUUCUUUAGUGCACGAGUCGUUCCUUGAUUUGUCACUCCCCGUCUUAAAUGAUCAGGGUGGUAAGAAAAAAAUGAAUGAAAAAAAUGUUAAAAAGGUACAGGAAAAGGAGGCAGAAAAUGAUGAAGACAACAUGGACAAUGACUGUUAUUUGAAGGAGAGAGAGGAGACUCCUGGCACAAGUAAGCAUCUCCAGAAAAAGGCAAAGAAAAUAGCCAAGAAGCAAGCAAAGAACCAGCGUCGCCAGCAAAAAAUUCAAGAAAAGGUGAUUCCGCUAACGAAUAGCUGUGCCACUAAAAAAAAGGAAGCUGAUCAUGAUUGCAGUAAUGAAACAGUAGAAAGUAAUGAAACAGUAGAAGCUAACACUGAGGUUACUUGCCUAAAUCAAGAGGAGGAGCUAUUAAACCCAUAUGAAGAGCAUAGUGUGGAUCAAAAAGGUAGUAUAAAUGGGCAAGAGAUAAAAACGGAAGAACAGAAUACAGAAAAACACAAUGAAAAUACAGACGGUUUUGACCAGGAGGCAAACAAUGAAGUUAGUAUGGAUGUUCCCUCAGAAGGUUUGGUUUCUACUGUAGAGUGUGUUAAUAAAUUUGAUCAUCUGCCUCUCAAAGAAGAUAGUAUUGAGGAAGAAGAGAAUAUUGCCAAUGACUUCAAUAAAUUAUCCUUGGAUGAAGAACCUGAUGAUGAUAUAGCUAGCUUGAAUGGUGUUCAUAAUUCCGAUGCAAAAUUGUAUGAAGUAGUGAAUGAGGACCCAGAAACAGCUUUUUCUACUCUUGCAAGCAGGGAAGCUAUGAAUGUAGAAGAAAAUUCAAUCCUUCAUUGCUUAUACCAGUUCACUCAUAAUGAGAAACUUUGCGAAAACAAUAAACUGCUCUGUGAUAUAUGCACACACAGGCAACUUUGUGGACCAAAGACCACUGGAAAAAAUGCCAAGAAACAUGUAUACACAAAUGCCAAAAAGCAAAUGCUUGUUUCUCUCGCUCCUCCAAUUUUAACUCUUCAUUUAAAAAGAUUUCAACAGACUGGGUAUAAUCUCCAAAAAGUGAACAAGCACAUUAAAUUUCCCGAGGUAAUGGAUUUGGCACCUUUCUGCUCAGUUAAGUGCAAGAACGUUGCGGAGGGAAGUUCUAAAGUAUUGUAUUCCUUAUAUGGAAUUGUUGAACAUAGUGGUACUAUGAGAUCUGGUCACUACACUGCCUAUGUGAAGACAAGAACUGCUAACAACCAAAUUUCUGAUCUUGUCCUCCAUGGUAAUAUUCAACGAACUUCAGAGACCGAAUCAUCCAAAGGGCAAUGGUUUCAUAUUAGUGAUACCCAUGUGCAAGCAGUGCCUAUAUCCAGAGUACUGAAUUCACAAGCAUAUCUCCUAUUCUAUGAACGACUACUGUAAACUGUGACUACAGCAGUAGCAAUAUUUCUUGUGGAACCAAAAACUAUCAUGUUCAGUUUUAUAUUAUGUGCCAUGAUUUUCUUUAGUCUUAAUUUACAUUUGAACAGAAUUUACCAUUCAUGCUUUUAAAUAAAUUACAUCCUUAACUAA
This is a messenger RNA of Elgaria multicarinata webbii, 2792 nucleotides long. RefSeq names its product ubiquitin specific peptidase 16 (gene USP16). The transcript is spliced from 18 exons. Gene Ontology annotation, molecular function: cysteine-type deubiquitinase activity; zinc ion binding. The coding region runs from base 129 to 2642 and encodes 837 amino acids. The record is from RefSeq and is a predicted model, not a curated record. NCBI's taxonomy places the organism in Eukaryota, Metazoa, Chordata, Lepidosauria, Squamata, Anguidae. Gene Ontology annotation, biological process: regulation of cell cycle; regulation of gene expression.